Molecule: messenger RNA, 7562 nt
Organism: Mus musculus (house mouse)
Lineage: Eukaryota; Metazoa; Chordata; Mammalia; Rodentia; Muridae
Gene: Cobl
Product: cordon-bleu WH2 repeat
Exons: 16
Coding region: 2162-6196 (1344 amino acids)
Cellular component (GO): cell cortex; membrane; ruffle
Molecular function (GO): actin monomer binding; actin binding
Source: RefSeq, a predicted model, not a curated record
AGGAAGGAAGGAAGGGAAGGGAGGAAGGAAGGUAGGUAGGUAAAGGCUGCUGUGUUUGCCUGCUGAUUCAGUUUUACAUGUGCAUAGUGUCCCAAGGAAUUUACUCUUCAGUCUGGUUCUCACUGGAGCUGCCCUUGUGCCCCCUUUCUUUGUGAGCAGGCUUCUGGUAUUGCUCUCAAGUAUCUGGCAUGGAGUUGUAAUCUAGCAGUUUAUGUGCCCUGUCACUCCCCUCCCUGCUAUUCUCUUCAGCCUUGUCUGUGUCUUUUCUCAUGGUUCAGUCCCUGAUGAAGUGGGCUCUCAGACAGCCAAGAGUUCAAACCAGAUUGUUUAUAUUUUAAGUUGUUAUCACCAUGGGUGUUUCUCCUUUCAGACAAAACCUCAUAAUUAACAUGCAGACCUUCGAAUUAAGUCAAAUUAUUGGUGUCAGAAAAGAAUUCUUUUUAUUAACAAUGUGUCAAAAUACUGCCUUGGCAUUUCACACCAUGACAGAGUAACAAAGAUUUAAACUAGUGUUUUCUAGAAUGAAUCAGUUGUUGGAGGCAGGGAGCCCCUGAACUUGGAAUUCCUACAUGAAAGAUGUUUACUUUUAAGAGUCCUCCACUGUGUAAGACAAAGAUCGUGUUGAGCCUGUGCAGGAAGCAUGCUGAGUGGCAGAUUUUAGUGGGGCUUUGUCGGUUGAGCGUUCCCAAGAGUAAGUCACCACACAGAUGUAAGAAUUGUCUAGUGUGCUUGGCACCAGACAACCCCUCUCAGUGGCUUAUUUCUGCCUUUCUUUCACAGAUAAUUAAUGGUCUCAACUUGGUUCCUUUGUUUGAAAGCAAGGGAAUAAGACAUGGAAAACAGUUUGGAGUCCUUUGUGACACUAAAGCAAAACAAUAAAAAGGAAUUUGAGGGUGUAGAAGUAAUAACCAUGGGCAGAAAAGAUGCCACCCUCCGGCCUGGGGUGACUUAGAUAUUGGGUGAGAAAGGCUGUUGUUCUAGUGGUAAUUCUUGUCUGAGGCACAGUCAGGGAGUUGAGGGGUGUAUUUAUUUGGUCUGACAGAAGAUAGGAAGACAAGGUCGAGUGUGAAUUGGAGUCCUCUUGUAUUGAAAGGGGCAAGAAGAUACAACAUGACAGUGAGUUUCAGGCAAAGUGGGUUCUUCAAGGAGAGGAGAGGAAUGCCCAGAUCAAGGAAUAGAAAAACUGCCACUGUGAAAGAGCCCACUACUGCCUUAUGCUACGAGGGAAAGGACGAAACCCAUGAACAAGUGGCCAAGGAAGACUGUUAUUUUCACAAGGCCUGACCUAGCUUGCUUUUCUGUUGCUAUGAUAACUACCAUGACCAAGAGCAGCUUCAUGGAGUAAAAAGAUUAUUUUAGCUUAUGGAUUUUAUAGUCCGUAAUUGAAGGAAACCAAAGCAUAAAUGUGUAGGCAGGAACCGAGAGACCAUGGAAGAAUGUUGCUUACUGACUUGGUCCCUAUGGCUUGCUCAGCUUGCUUUCUUGUACACCUCAGGACCACCUGCCUAGGGGUAUCAAUAUCCACAGGGGGCUGGAUCCUCCCACAUCAAACAUUAGUCAAAAAAAAAAAAAAAGCUCCAUAAAUUUGCCUCCAGGUCAAUCUGAUGUGGGCAAUUCCUUAAUUGAUUUUUUUUCCUUGUCUGAUGGCAGUAGCAUGUAUCACCAAAAAGCAAAACCAAAAUAAAAGUAAAACAAAUCAAAGCAACUGACUAGCACAAGGCCCAAUCAUAAACAGGUGUGGUAGGUGUCACCAGAAAAAGGAAUUGCUGAAUGCAGGGGUUGGUAUGGUUCAGUGACACUUAAAAAUAAACAUCUAAAAUAGGUUUUAUGAGAUGCUGGAAUUCCAAGACCACUGAAGUGACUGAGUAUUUUAGGAAUUGUUUUUGAUUAUCAGACAAUUUAGGCACGUUAACUGUUUCCAAGGAGGUAAAAUUAGUUUGUCUCUCUGGCAAAGCUUGCCAUUCUGAUUUAGAAUCUCAAUCUUUAAAUGCCUGCUAGACCCAGCCACUAUAAAUAUGCAGCAGAUGAGCUGCCCAGCCCCUCUGAUAGGAGGAGCUGAGCGUAGAAGAACAGUUUUUUGUCUUUAAGUGGAGGCCCGUAGAAGAAGAGUGAGUGUGAUCCAGUUUUCUCAUGACCCAGCAUCUGCAAGGAUUUUCUCAGGAUGUCACUAAGGAAGAUGAAGGCCCGUGCUCCGCCACCUCCUGGAAAGCCUGCUGCCCAGAAUGUCCACAGCGAACAGAAACUGCCCCAUGAUGCCACCCUGGGAUCCCAGCAAAGCCUGGUCUACAUGAAGGAGGCACUGCAGAACAGCACCUUGGACAUCACCGUGGUUCUGCCCAGUGGACUGGAGAAGCAGAGUGUGGUUAGUGGGAGCCACGCAAUGAUGGACCUACUGGUUGAACUCUGCCUUCAGAACCACCUGAAUCCUUCUCACCACGUCCUAGAGAUCUGGUCUUCUGAGACCCAACAGCCUUUGAGUUUUAAGCCAAAUACGUUGAUUGGGUCCUUGAAUGUGCAUACUGUACUUCUGAAAGAAAAAGUCCCUGAAGAAAGAGUUAAACCUGGCCUAACCAAGGCUCCUGAGAAAUCUGUACGACUGGUAGUGAACUACCUGAGAACGCAGAAGGCUGUCGUGCGGGUGAGCCCUGAGGUGCCACUACAGAAUAUUCUGCCAGUCAUCUGUGCGAAGUGUGAGGUCAACCCAGAACACGUGAUUCUGCUCAGAGACAAUGUUGCCGGGGAGGAGCUGGAGCUGUCCAAGUCCCUGAAUGAACUAGGGAUCAAGGAGCUGUAUGCGUGGGACAACAGAAGAGUUCUUCUGACCAAAACGCAGUCUGAGCCUUCCCUGAGCUGUCAAGAAAUGUUUAGAAAAUCAUCACUUGGCAAUGAUGAGACAGACAAAGAGAAGAAAAAGUUUCUGGGAUUUUUCAAAGCUAAUAAAAGGAGCAACAGUAAGGCUGAGCAUCUUGGGCUGUCAGGUGCAGAUAGUGAUGAGGACCCGGCGAAGUCAGCAUCUGGAGGGGACUUGAACGGCUGCGUAACAACACCCAACUCACCAUCCUUGCAUUCUCGGUCCCUAACACUGGGUCCCUCCCUCUCCCUGGGCAACAUCUCUGGAGUGUCUAUGAAGUCAGACAUGAAGAAGCGCAGAGCCCCUCCUCCUCCAAGUCCCAAGCUGCUGGGUCAAGACAAGGUAUCAGAAAAGGCCUCCCUCAGCUCACAGGCUGAUCUCCAGAAGAAGAAGAGGCGGGCGCCAGCUCCUCCUCCACCACAGCAGCCACCACCAAGUCCUGUGGUCCCCAACCGCAAGGAAGAUAAGGAAGAGAACAGGAAGAGCACAGUGGGUGUUGGACGUCAGGUGCCACAAAAGCCUCCCAGAGGCACAGCUCGGGGCCCACCCCAGUUAGUGCUCCCCCCGCCCCCACCCUACCCUCCUCCUGACACAGAUGUGACAGAGCCUGUCACCUUUCCUGGGGAAGGCGCUGGUUCCGAGACCUCAGAGCUGAGACCCAAACUGAGUCUGCCUCUGGGGCCUGGCAGCCACUGCAGCAUGGGUGGAGUCUCUCAGGUGCCAGCGGAGAGUGAGGAGACAGCAUCUGAGGACACAACCGAGGACUCGGGGGUCAUGAGCUCUCCCUCAGAUGCCAUCUCCCUGGACUCACAACAAGACAGCAUGAGAUCCAAGGACAAAUGGUCCACAGACCAGGAAGACGGCAGUGACCAGGACCUGGCUGGAACUCCAGAACUGGGUCCCCAAAAGAGCCCAUCAUGGGGGAAAAGUGGUUCAGGAAGCUCAAUUCUAAGGACUGAGAAAGCCACCAUGCCUACCAAUGAUGAUGAAGACCUAUUCAUCACUGGCCACUUACAUCAGACCCUGGCAGAACUUGAUGAAGACCUGGAAGGAAUGGAAGAAAAUUAUGAAACAGAUACUAGCUCUCUAACCAACUCUGUCAAUGGUGUAUCCAACCACAGUCUGCAAGAAGCCAUAAUCCCUGAUAGUGGCGUGGAUGACAUCCCAGUCACUUUUAUCGGGGAAGUUUCUGAUGAGCCUUUUGACUCAGGGCUGUUCUCCAGUAGAUGUAACAAUGCCACUACUUUUAACACGGGGAGCAUUGCUAGCCAAAGAUCUCAUCUGUCCCCAUCUCAGACUGAGCAUAGCCAGCCAUUCGUAAGGACAAGUAGAAAAGAGCCUGAUCCCUCCCCUCCUUCCCAAGAUAACAGGAAGAGAAAUCAGCCAACCUUAGCCAACACAUCUGAAAAUGAGAAUCCAGUUGAAACAGACCCCACAGUUACAUCACUUGUUUCAAAGCUUUUAAUAGAUGACCCAAAAGCAAAGGAUAAAGGCAAAGUGCAUGGUUCUAGUCACAGUGAGAAGACACAGGCAGGUCAUGGAAUAAACUCACUGCGAGUGAAUCCAAGAGAUGGUAAGGAUGAGAGCUCCAAUUCAGCACCCCCACCAUGGUCUCAUCAUGGCCAGGCCUUAGGGGGAAGCUAUGGACUCAAGUAUGGCCUCACGACAUAUAAAAUUGUUCCUCCCAAAUCAGAGAUGAGGUGUUAUGACAGGGAUGUGUCCCUCUCCACUGGUGCCAUUAAGAUUGAUGAACUAGGGAAUCUGGUGAGUCCUCACAUGAACGGAAGCAGGACCAUAUCCCCACCAUCAGCUGUUGUCGAAACAGACACUCCACCUAUUGGAAAAGUCAAAGAGUUCUGGAGGCGCAACUCAAUGGAAAAGUACCUUAAUGGGCCGGCUGAGUGCACUAUCAAAAGGGCCCCCUCCACCACUAUCACUGCCACACCAGAAAAACCACAGCAAGAUAAUGGGAUGAAGGCAGCCUUCACAGUGACCACUCCCCAGCAGCAGCCUGCCUCACAGGAAUAUGGGGCACACCUGGAGGAAGAGAGAAGCCGGCCACAGUCAGCAGUCUCUUGUUCUGUGAAAGUGCCAGCAUCUAAUCCCACAGACAUCACAUUCCUCAAGCCUCAAAGAAGAACAUCCAGCCAGUAUGUGGCCUCUGCUAUUGCCAAGAAGAUGGGGCCUCCAAAAGUCCAUGCUGAUGUGGUGAGACCACAUAAGGCAACCACUGAACAGUGUCAUGAAGAAGCAAAGCUGGCUAGAUCUCCUCCCACCAGGAAAGAUGAUGCAGCUCCCAACCUACACUCAGAGGCAAGGCAGCAUGAACAUGGGACAAACCAGAGCUCUGUCUGCCUUCCCAGCAACCCUGGUGUGCAAUUGCCAGCAGGAGGCCAUCCCAAAGUAGAGGUCAACAGCACAUAUGGGAAGUCAUCGACUCAAGACUAUCCUGCUGCUGUCCACAGAAACUCCUAUUUCCUCCCAGGCAGAUCUUCCCAUAGGGAUCGUGUUUCUGUGGGACAGAGCUGUGGUUUCAAUGAAAAGCAAACUACAAGUAACCAAAAGGCAAAUUCAACAUCUAACUUCUCGCAGGCACUGGACAAGGCGCAUCCACCCCCUCUGCUCUUGGCAGAGGCCCGUGACUCUGGGAGGAUACUGAUGAAUGGCUCUGCACGAACCCCAGGAAAUUGUGAGCCCCCCCACUCUCCAAAAGAAUCCACCCUGACUAGCUAUAUUAUCUUACAGACAGAGGAAAAGCCCAGUUCGUUAUCUACAGAUGGUCAAGACGCAGAUGAUACUCUACCGUCCAGCAUUUUUGGGCCAAAGAAAAAGUUCAAGCCUGUCAUUCAAAGGCCACUCCCAAAAGAUGUAUCCCUGCACAGUGCCCUGAUGGAAGCUAUCCACUCAUCAGGAGGGAGAGAAAAGCUCCGGAAGGUGAAUGUGACUGCAGAACAGACGUCAGAAGGAAGGCCAAAGAAACCAUCCUACGUGGAGGCAGAGAGUGAGCGAUCUGCCCUUCUGGCAGCCAUUCGGGGUCACAGUGGGACUCUCAGCCUCAGGAAGGUGUCAUCCCUUGCCUCUGAGGAGCUCCAGAGCUUCCGCAAUGCUGCACUCGGGGCUCCAGGUUUGGAUAAACCUCAGCAAGAAGACCUUGGCCUUCCACCCCCACCUGCCCUGCCACCACCACCCGCUCCAGCCCCCCAGGCUCCUUCAGCCUCCGUAACAGUUUCUAGGUUCAGCACCGGCACCCCCAGCAACUCAGUGAAUGCUAGACAAGCCUUGAUGGAUGCCAUCCGCUCGGGCACAGGAGCUGCAAGACUAAGAAAGGUUCCCUUGCUCGUGUGAAGUCCUACCACUGAAGAGACCACCUGUACAGCUCCAAGUAUCAUCACUUUAGAAAUCCACAUGACAGGAAAUGAAACCUUCAAGAAGUGGCGGUACUUUCCUGUCUCCAGGCCAACUUGCCCACGGUGGAUUUUCAGUGUUCCUACAUAAUGGUCAAAGAGGAGAUACUGCUUUGCUGUGUGACUUGUGUGCCAAGGACAUAUGAUCUGCCUCUGAAUGCUCACAGUUGCCAAUAAACUGCUCUUGUUGGCAGAGUAAUGGGAAUACACAGGCUGGAGCCCAGCACUCACACUUGAUUUUAGCUAUGGGCACAAGGAAUUAUGCCCUAAGUUGAUUUUUGGAUCUUUGAGACUUUGACCACAUACACAUGGUUAAAAUCACUUAUGAUCCUUUGAAUUCUAGGUGUACAAAAACAUAAAUCAACAGAAAUAGUCAGAAUCUAUUACAUGCUCCAGGAUGCUGCUUCUGGAGUAAGAAGCACCAUGGAGGAAGGCUGCUGAGAUGACUUUUGCAGGAUAAGAAAGCGUCAGAUUCGUAUUUGUAUUCCUCACACAGUGAAGCCUCACACCUCACAGAUGAUCUUGGACUGUGAUCUGACCAACUAGCUUUUAAAAUUCCACUGUUGCUGCCCAGAAUAGCAGCCCUACUUGACCCUCUGAGCAAGACAUUCCUGGCUCCUUAGAAGAUGAUGGGAAGCAGAGAUGAGAACACUGGAAGGGUUGUCCGUUUUCUGUAUAGAUGUGUCCCACUUGUAUAGUUUCCCCCCUCCCCCAUCCCCAGUGUCCCAGAAGGCUAUGACAUGCAUCAGGUUACUGUGAAGGAGCCUUGCAUGGAGCCUGAGAUUUCACCAGUAGCCUUCUGAAAUCCUGCACAGGGCCAGAGAGCAGAGUGUUGAGGACCUAUAUGUAGCAGAGGGCAGUCCACAUUGUGCUGCACAUUCUGUGGCUUACAUUUUAUCCUGACACACUUUGGCAUGGUCCAGCAGCUGCCCUGGUAUUAUAUGACAUUCUUAUAGUACAUUGUGGGUAGACACCAUCUUUAAAGAAUUUAAACUCAGCAGGAAGUUUUGUGAUUUUUUUUAAUGUAUCUCUAAAACCUUUUCUUAUAUGGAGAAAAUCAAGACAGCAAUAUAAGUCAAAAUGAGUUCAUGAUAUAAAAUCUCUGCCUUACUGAAAAAAAAAUGAAAUCCUUUUACUAUUUCCCCCUGUUUUAAAUCUAGGCAUCGGGUAGAGUGGGAACUUGGUAUUGUGUGAUUAACAUUGCUAAACUUUCUCAGUGAGGCAAGAGCUACCAGCCAAUUGCUCUUAGUCACAGCUGUCUGCUCUUUCUCUUAGUGCCACAAAUAAAUGCAAAUCCAAUGCUGUAA